GCAGGGCGUGUGUGACUGCGCAUGCGUGGCGCCGCAGACUGCCAGCCCGGCGUGAGUCGAGGAGGAAGCGCAGCUUGUUCGGCCUCCUUUGCUUCCGUCUCUGACAGAGGACGAGCGAACCACCGUCCACCUGCCGUAUUCUCUCAUCGGCGGGACGGGAAACUGCACAGAACCGUGUGCUCGUGUGUUUUUGGAGUGUUUCAGUACAAAGCCUCCAUGGAGUCUGAUGGGAGGAGAGAGCAGCUGAAGACGAACCUCGAACACUGAGACGGUCUACACGAGAAUCCGAGCUGUCCCACUAUGGAGCUAAGCAGAUUGGUGACUUUCUGGAUUGUAUGUAUAUGCUUCUUGUUGGAAUGUCGAGCGGACAAAUCCAAUCAUGUAAGCCCAGACCCCUUACCAUCGGACAACGGUGUCUCAGAGCUUUGCCGCAUUGACGAGCUGCUCUGCCAGGAUGAGAACGCCAUCCUCAGUUUUGAGGCCAUCCGCAGCAUUCACAAGCAAAUGGACGACGAUGCCAAUGGGAAUGUGGAUGUUGUGGAAACCGAUGGGUUUUUAAGAGAGGACCUCAACUACCAUGACCCCAAAGCCAAGCACAACAGUUUCCAUGGUGACGACCAGCUCAUAAGCGUGGAGGACCUGUGGAAUGCCUGGAAGAGUUCGAAAGUGUACAACUGGACAGUGGAUGAGGUUGUGGAUUGGCUUAUCGACUACCUCGAGCUGCCACAAUAUGCGGAAGCCUUCCGGAAGUUGAAUUUUAACGGUACAUCCAUGCCCCGAUUGGCGGUGAAGAAUGCCACUCUUACACAGACCGUCCUGAAGAUUCUGGACCGGAGUCACUUUCAGAAACUACAGCUCAAGUCUCUGGAUACGGUUCUGUUUGGAGCUCCUAUGAUGAACAGACAUAACCAUCUGAAGGACUUCAUGCUGGUGGUGUCAAUAGUCAUCGGAAUGGGAGGCUGCUGGUUCGCUUACAUUCAGAACCGGCACUCUAAAGACCACAUGAAGAAGAUGAUGAAAGACCUGGAGAGCCUCAACCGGGCAGAGCUGAGCCUUCACGACCUACAGCAGAAGCUGCAGAUUGCUCAGGAGGAACACCGUUCAGUGGAGGUGGAGAAGGUAAACUUGGAGCAGAAGCUGAGGGAUGAGAUCAAUGCUGCCAAACAAGAAGCGCAGAGACUGAAGGGGCUCCGAGAGGGAACUGAGAACGAGCUGAGCCGACAGAAAUAUGCAGAGGAGGAGCUGGAGCAGGUGGUUAUGGCCCUGAAGAAGGCAGAGAAGGAGCUGGAGUCUCGCAGUAGCUGGUCUCCUCCUAAUGCCCUGCAGAAAUGGCUGCAGCUCACUCAUGAGGUGGAGGUGCAGUACUACAACAUCAAAAAACAGAACGCAGAGAGACAGCUGCAGGUGGCCAAAGAGGGGGCAGAAAAGAUUAAGAAGAAGAGAAAUACUUUAUUUGGGACGUUCCAUGUGGCACAUAGUUCCUCACUGGAUGAUGUGGAUCACAAAAUACUUUCAGCUAAGCAAGCUCUGGGUGAGGUAACAGCAGCUCUGAGAGAGAGACUCCAUCGUUGGCAGCAGAUUGAGAUCUUAACAGGCUUCACGCUGGUCAAUAACCCAGGCCUGCCCUCUCUGGCCUCUGCCCUCAACCUGGACCCCAGUUUCAUGGGCGGCCGCGGCACACCCCAGCACUUCAUGUCCGACGACAUGGAUGAUAUGGACGAGGACAUAGUGGCACCAGGAACACUCCAAUCUCCCAGUAUGAUGUCACUCCGACAACGGCACAUUGACCCGCAGCUGUCCCUGGGUUCGCAGAGGUUGGUAGAGAGUUGCCUCGCACUUGGUGGGCAGGAAGGGGAGGGUAGCUUGUACUCGUCCAGGUCUAGGACAGUGCUACGCCAGGCACGCAGCCAAUCCUUUGGGCAGUUUGACUCUCUGGGACUGCCUCCUCUUUCCUCAGCAGUGUCUCAUCCUGCUAUCUACUCCGCUGCCUCAUCCCACGCUCCCCACUGCUCUUCCGUCGCUACUGCCCCUCAUGCAUCCCACUAUCACUCUUCACAUUUCCUGCCUAUGGACACCAUCCCAGACCUCCCCUAUGAUGCCAGCCCAGAGCGCCCCCGCCAUUGCGGCAGCUAUGGGGACUUGAAUCGCUCCGACUCUGAUUCCUCCUUGUGUAUAUCCCAGACUGGCGAGCAGCUACGUCUAUCCUACAGUUCCAAAGGCUUCCCUGUGAAGCCCACUUCGCUCCUGCAUGGCCCCCAUUCACGCUCUGAAGAGGGAGCUCACUCCCAAACCCACAACGGAGGCAACAGAGUUCACGAUGUGGGGGCAUCUCCCGAUGGAGGAUCUGAUAGUCCCAUAUUAAUGAAGAAGGUGUAUGGCAUAGAGAAAUCCGCCAGUAUGAGCGAGAUCCAAGGCUCCCAAGCGGUGAUGUCCAUGUCGGAAUCCUCACGCUCCUUAAGCCCAAACUCCACUGAACCCGAUACGCCGUCCCCGACUGGACUGACUGGGGGGAAAGCCGGAAACCGCAUACCCCAGAUCUCCUCGAAAAAGAGCCCCCUAGAGGAGGACAGUGGCUCCACAGGUGAAGACACUGACUCUGCUGCCAGUCGCAAGAAACAUACCUUCAAGAUCUUCAAAAAACAGAAGAAAUAAGACAACUGGAUAACUGUUUUGUUUUCCCCUUACAGUUCUUUUUGUCGUGUUGUUAAUAUAAAUGUUUAUUUUUUUCCCCCUUUUGGUCAGAAGUUACGGCACCACCAGACACCUUUCUGAGGUCUUUAUAGAAAUGUUUGCUUUUUCAGAGGAACACUUAGGAACAAGCAUGAUUUUGGGAGAGGGUGGGAAUGGGAUGGACUAUUUUUUGGGAAUGUAACACAUUAUUUAUUCAGCAGGAGACAGUGCCAGACUUUCAAAAAGACUUUCAAAUCUUCCCUCUGAUGGACUUUUCUUUCCUUGUAUAAUCAGUAUCAGUUUGGCACGGAUCGCCUUUGUU
This is a messenger RNA of Sinocyclocheilus rhinocerous, 2992 nucleotides long. Its product is annotated as stromal interaction molecule 1. Gene Ontology annotation, cellular component: endoplasmic reticulum; plasma membrane. Lineage: Eukaryota; Metazoa; Chordata; Actinopteri; Cypriniformes; Cyprinidae. The record is from RefSeq and is a predicted model, not a curated record. The transcript is spliced from 13 exons. Gene Ontology annotation, molecular function: calcium channel regulator activity; calcium ion binding; protein binding. The coding region runs from base 301 to 2652 and encodes 783 amino acids. Gene Ontology annotation, biological process: activation of store-operated calcium channel activity; intracellular calcium ion homeostasis; store-operated calcium entry.